CUUAAAAGUAGCGUCUCACCUGCACACCUGACACAAAACCUCUCAACACGUCGCCCGCAUCCUCAGCCUCCCGAGUACGAGAAGAUUCUUUCUUUAAAAACAUGUUGGCGUGCACGGAGAUGAUCACAAUGUGUCUGCAGUCAUCCAAGCGCAAACAUGUUCGGGCUCAACAGCAGCAGCAGAAGCAGCACAGCAGCGAACGAGGGCUCAGCAUCCUUCAUGAUAUUUUCCGUCGAGCGGACAAAAAUGAUGACGGCAAGCUGUCAUUUGAGGAGUUCAGCGCUUACUUUGCUGAUGGUGUUCUGACAACGGCGCAGCUGCAGGAGCUUUUUCACUCCAUCGACGGGCAGCAGAAUAACAAUCUGGACACUGACAAGCUAUCAGAUUAUUUCUCUCACCACCUUGGCGAGUACCUGAACGUCCUCUCAGCUCUGGAGAAGCUCAAUGUGGCUAUUUUAAAGGCCAUGUAUAAAACUAAAGAGGAGUACCAGGACUCCAGCGUCCUGGGCCAGUUUGUGACUCGUUUACUUUUGCGAGAGACGUCCGCUCAGCUGCUGUCCCUACAGACGUCGCUGCAAUGCGCCAUGGAGGCUGUGGAUGAGGAGAGCACCUGCAGUCUAGGAGAGGUGGAGACGAGUAGGCGGAGCUCCGGUCUGCUGGUCCCCAACAAUGUCCCCCCAGUCUCCCAAAACACGGACGAGGACACCGAAUGGAACGCUCAGCUUGGCAGGCUCCAGCAGCUGCUCGAUAAACUGGAGCGUCAGAGUCCCAAGUUGGAGCCCCUGAAAGACACGAUCAUGUCCACAGAGAACAUUCUGCUGGUCCAGAGGAAAAUGGUGGUGAACGACAACCAUGUGGACAACUUCCAUAAAGUUCUCAGGAGCUAUGUCGACGCUGCGUCGGCCCACUCAGACAACCUGCACGUGUCCAUUCCAAAGGUACCGGGAAAGUCUUCUUAUGUGAUUUAUGAGUUCUGGCGAGACCGCCUCUCCUGGAUGAGCUACCUCCAGUCCAACAGCAGUAAAGACUUCCAGCGCUGCGUCAUCACCAUGCUGGACGACGCUGAGGUCGUCUCGACUAUGUUGCUCCCUGCUUCCUGGUGGAUUAUGACUAACAACUGAGUGUCACAUCCCCUGCCGACAACGCUGUCAUAGAGACGCCGGCGCAUCAAAACCUACUCAUCCGCAUGGCCACACAGACGCGCACACACACGCACGCACAAACACAGCACGUAGUGAAUUCGAAAUGUAUCUCUGUGUUUGAAGGCCGUGUCGCCAUCCCGCCUCCUCGGUGAGCUUCUUGUCAUCUCACCAGCUCGUUAUUUCACGUUGAGAUGCCACACAAUGUACAUACUGUAUAAUUAUGGAGUGGAAGGUUGUUGAAGAACUUUGACCACCAAAAUUGCAUGACAAUGCCAUUAAUAAUGACUGUGCUUUCGUGGAAUAUGCAGUAUUAUCUUUAUGUACAUCAUACUGGCGAAAGCAGGAGUUCAGAUUUAAAAAAACACUUGCAGAGGACUUGAC
Syngnathus acus (greater pipefish) is the source of this 1523-nucleotide messenger RNA. It is a transcript of the gene necab3, whose product is annotated as N-terminal EF-hand calcium binding protein 3. Gene Ontology annotation, molecular function: calcium ion binding. Gene Ontology annotation, biological process: regulation of amyloid precursor protein biosynthetic process. Gene Ontology annotation, cellular component: endoplasmic reticulum; cytoplasm; Golgi cis cisterna. The coding region runs from base 102 to 1121 and encodes 339 amino acids. The transcript has 13 exons. The record is from RefSeq and is a predicted model, not a curated record. Lineage: Eukaryota; Metazoa; Chordata; Actinopteri; Syngnathiformes; Syngnathidae.